CGCAUAAAUUUCAAAAUGGCGUCGACUCGUCCAUACACAGUACGUCGAAUGUGUAUAAAAAUAUAAAAAUAAAUGUUUAUAAAAACAAAAGUGCGCAUUCAAUUUAAAGCAUUAAAUUGGUUUUCACAACGUUAACCAAUUUUAUUAUUAAUAAUGUUAACAAUUAAUAAAUUAUUAAUAUGACGUGAAAUUAAUUAAAUGUCGCAAAAAACAAAGUAUGAACGUUAUAGACGACGCCGAUGGGCCACUGGAUCCCCGUAUUCAGAUCGAGUUGGAGAAUUUAAACAAUGCAACAGAUAAUAUUAAUAAACUCGAGAUAGAGCUAGAUGAAGCUCAUACAGCAUAUGGGCAAUUGCUCACUGAAACAACGAGAAGAUCAGAAGAAAUGAAGAUUAAAGUGGGUGUCAAUUGUGUUGAAAAAGCAAGAAGCUACUACCUUGCAUUAAAAGUAGCAGAAGAAGCAAAUGUACAAUGUCAACGGUAUACAAAAUUAUAUUCAACAGCCAAUGAAAUUCAUGCUGCAGCUAAAGAAACUGUAGCAUUAGCCGAAGAUAGAUUUGUGUCACAUCAACACGAGUGGAACUUUGAUGAAGCAUGGCAGGAUACGUUGAGCCACGCAACGAUCAAAGUAAUGGAUGCUGAGAAUCAAAAGGCAGCUUGCGCAAGGGAACAUCAUAGACGUGCAAAGCUUUUUGAUGAGGCGGAAAAAAAAGUUCAGGAAUUAGAAGAAAAACAUCCUCGUGCAAUUAAUAAAGCGCGUCCUUAUUUUGAAAUGAGAGCACAAUGCGAACAAAUGAUGGCAACACAAAAAGAACGUAUUGAGGAAUUAAAUAAAAAUAUCAAGGAAGCAAAAAAGGCAUAUGCUGCUAGUCUGCGAACAUUGGAAGAAAUUAGUAAUCAAAUUCAUGAACGCAGAAGAGAUUAUGAUAUUAUAGCAAAUGGACCACGAGAACCGGGAGUUGGAGCCGAGCUCAUUACACCUGAGGAUAGUUUGAACUAUGAGGAUUUAAAUAAAGUUACAAUAAGUAGAAUAAAUUCGAUAGCAAGUAGUGAUGCUGAUUUAGGCGAUUGUGAUCAGGAUUUCGAUGAUGUUUUGGAAUUGAAGCAACGUGUUGAAAGUCUAGGAGGACGAUCAGUUGAUGGAAUGGAAUCCACAUCAAAUCAAUGGGAAUUGGAAUUGCAAGCGAGUAUGAAAAAAUUAAAUGAAAUACCACUUGGUAAAGAAAAUACCAAUUUUCACAAUAAUGAAACAUUUAAUGAAUUACCAUUGGUUGAAAAUAAAUUAACAAAAAACGAUAACAAUAUUGUAAAAUUAGAUUCACAAGCAACAAAAUUUUCUCUAAGCUAUCAAGGUUGGCAAUCAUUGACACAAAGUCCAAUUAAUUCGAUUUUCAACAAAUCAAAGGAUGCUUUGAAAAAUAGUAUUUCUAAAUCUCUAAGCAAUAGUCCAGUAAAUAUGAAACAAUUCUCCUUUAGUAGAGCUAAACUUGAGAAACAAAUUGAAAAGCCGACAAUAGUUGAUAAUGAAGAAUCUUCAAAUGUUACGAAUCAGGGAAUUUCUACCAAUUUAGAAAUAGAAACAAAAUCAUCAAAUCAAGAUAAAGACUCGCCUAUUGAUAUUAAUUCUCGUGAAAAUUGUCAGUCAAAUGUGGAUUUGAGAAUUGAAAAAGUACAAAUUGCGCCAGUGCUCGAUAAAAAUUUUACAACUCAUAGUUUAAGUUCAUCACCUGUGAAAAGAAAUUUUCUCUUCAAUUCCAAAUCGACAAAAUCAUUGGACAUUACACGAGAAACAAAUCGUGAAUUUAAAAAACCAAACUGCCCAUCGAAAGAGUUGCCUCUACUUUCAAUUUUCCGUAAUUCGUCCGGUAUGUCUAAGGACAAAAGUUGUAGUAUGAUUGAUUUAGGCGAUAAACAGAAUUUAAAAAGUUUAUUCGAAAAUUCGAGUAACAAAAAUCUACAGACUGUGAGUGUCGAAAGAUUGGCAAAUGCAAGGCAUAAAUUAAUGUGCGCCGAUAAUAAUUCCGACCUAAAUUCAUCAAUUCAAUAGAGAGAAAAAAAAAAAAGGAAAUAACGCCUAAAUCAAGUGAAAAGAAAAAUUGUGAUACAUAAUUCUGUUUGAAAGUUUAUAUUUAAUAGAAAAAAAAAAAACAAACUUGCCGAAGCAAACAUGACACACGAACAUACGGAAAAAAAUAUGAGGUAAAUAUAAAUUAUUGAAAAUGAUGAUAUAAUUAAGGAGCGAUAUUUCAAAUAUUUAUUUAUAAUUUCGAAUUUUAUGAGAAUCUCGUAAAAAAGAUAUUUUUUAAAAAGUAUCUCUACUUAUAAAAAAAACAUAAUAAUGAAGCUCAAAGCUUCAAUUUUAUUAGUGCCAACUUUAACUUCUGCAUUAUGUGCAGAAUUAUGUCAAUAAUGCCUUCAAAUUGGUCUGUUUUUUUUGUAAAUUUCUUUUACACAGUAAAAAGAAUAACAAAAUAAUUAUUUUAGGAAAAAUGUGCAAAGAUUUUCUAAAAAGAAUUUCUUACAUAAUAAUUUUUCAUAUUUUCCCCCAAAAAAAAAUCGUGAAAAUAAAAAUUUGGUAUAAUUAUUUUCUAGAAUCAAAAAACAGAUGUUCAAUUACUUUUCGCGAAAAAAUUUUUUUUAAAUUGAACACCACUUUUUUUGACUAUAAAAUAAUUUUCUUCUUGUUUACUAAAAACAUAAUCUAAUGUCUGUUAACGUUAGAUAUAAAAUAUUAUGCAAGUUAAUAAAAAAAAAAAAAAGAAAUAUUAAAAACAGAAAAUACAUAUUCUCAAGAAAAAUCAUAUAAAAAAAAAAAAAAAUUAUAGAAAGUCGAAACUUUCAAAUGUUAAAAAUGUAAGAACAAAUAAUGAUUGUGUUCUAUAUAAAUAUGAUUUUCAACUAUUUUUUAAACAGAAGCUAUAACUUCUGAUAACGAACAAAAUAUCUAAUUUAUUUUUUAACAGAAUUACCAAAUUUAAUAAUAAUUCAUUUUAAAUAUAGAUGUAAAUUUUACUAUAUUUAGAAAAAAAAAAAAUUGAUUCUUAAAUGAAAAAAAAAUUUUAACGCCUGUUACGAAUAUUUUCCAAAAAAAAAAAAAAAUUUCUACGAAGAGAUAAAAUCCUUCGUUAAAAAAAAUAAAAUGCUCAAAAUUUAUGAUAAUUUAACUGGAUUCGUUGGCAAUCACUAAACGAAUGAUUAUCUCUAUGUGAUAAAAAAAAAAACCCAAGCAAGUUCAACUUAUAUUUAAAAAGAAUUCCUAUAAAUUAAUAAUUAAAAUUAUUAAUUGAAAAUUAAUAAUUAAUAAUUAAUAAUUGAAAUUAUUAAUUGCGUACGUAAAUUAGUUUCUAAUUAAAUUAUUAAUUUAUUAUUAAUAUAAAUGAUUAAUAAUAAUAAUAAUAAUUUAAAAUUAUUUACCGCAAAUUUCAUUUUGACAGUUAUGAAAGAAAAAAAAAUAGUAAACAAAACAGGUGAUUUUAAUUGUGUCAAAAGUUAAAAUACUUCCCUAAAUAAUUACUUUUUCGCAAAUAAAAUGAAUCUUUGUAUAUUCUUAUGCUUGUGAAAUAAGUUUUAAUUUGAACGAGGGAUCUAUUAUAUUAAAAGA
Molecule: messenger RNA, 3601 nt
Organism: Leptopilina boulardi
Lineage: Eukaryota; Metazoa; Arthropoda; Insecta; Hymenoptera; Figitidae
Product: SH3 domain-binding protein 5 homolog
Exons: 7
Coding region: 218-2047 (609 amino acids)
Biological process (GO): negative regulation of protein tyrosine kinase activity; intracellular signal transduction
Cellular component (GO): cytoplasm
Molecular function (GO): protein kinase inhibitor activity
Source: RefSeq, a predicted model, not a curated record